AUGAGAAUAUUCGUCAGUUCUUUGAAUGUUCCUAUAGGUUACACCACACCCAGAUUCCCUUCUCUUUACUUACCGCUGGGACACCAUAAACCACAAUAUGAGUCCCUGUUCCUUUAUUAUACUUCAGACAUAUGGAAAUAUACAGUAUACUGGUCAUUGAUUCUUGUGGGAGCUUUUUUCCUUGUGUCUGGUACGGUAGCUGCCUUCAACCAUUUUGUUUCUAAUCAUAGGUACAGCUUCAAGACACAGAGAAGCUACUCUAUUAUAGAGUCGCUAAUGAUAGUCCUUUUCUAUUUCGUUAUUGGGCUUUCUCAGGGGUUUAUAAGUGGUGCUAUCAUUGGACUUAUUAUUCUGGCUAUAUAUAAAGCAGGCUCACUAUCAAUGAGUACCUGGAUUCCAUUCUGCUGGGGAGCAGCUCAAAUAUUGUAUCAUAUAGCUAGUUCAUAUCUGACUAGCCUGGUCAUUUUAUAG
Molecule: messenger RNA, 471 nt
Organism: Priceomyces carsonii
Lineage: Eukaryota; Fungi; Ascomycota; Pichiomycetes; Serinales; Debaryomycetaceae
Exons: 1
Coding region: 1-471 (156 amino acids)
Source: RefSeq, a predicted model, not a curated record